AUGAGCGAGUGCUGUGUGAAAGGCUUUAAAUGGGCUGGAACGCCCAAAGGCCAUGAAACAAUUCUAUCAGGAAACGCAACCUAUGUGACUGGAAGCAACAGAGACGUCGCCAUACUAGUUAUACACGAUCUCUUUGGAUGGACAUUCCCAAAUAUCCGACUUCUAGCAGAUGCCUACGCAGAAGAAGUGAACGCCACCGUAUACGUCCCAGAUUUCUUCGGCGGCGAAGCCCUUUCAUCUGAAAUCCUCCGCAAAGACCCCUCAGAAUGGGGACCCCUUCAUCUCGCCGCAUUCUCAGUACGUAACAGCAAGGAAGUGCGGGAGCCCGAGAUUAUCUCCUUCACCAAAUAUCUUCGACGUAUGCAUCAGCGUAUUGGAGCUGUUGGAUUUUGUUAUGGCGGAUGGGCAGUUUUUCGUUUAGGAGCGAAGAAGCAUGAACACCUCGUUGACUGUAUUUCAACGGCACAUCCUUCCUGGCUUACUAAGGAGGAGAUACAGGAUGUUGGUGUCCCGGUGCAAAUUAUAGCGCCGGAGAUCGAUCCAGUGUUCACUCCUGAGUUGAAGGAGUUUAGCAAUCGCGUUAUCCCAUCUUUGGGAUUACCCUAUGAUUAUCAGUAUUUCCCGGGAUUGGAGCAUGCAUUUGCUGUGCGAGGGAAUGAAGGUAAUCAGGCGGAGAGGAAAGGACUUGAAAGAGCGAAGAACGCGGUGGUGCAUUGGUGCAAGCAAUGGCUUCAUGAGUAA
This is a messenger RNA of Penicillium angulare, 741 nucleotides long. RefSeq names its product dienelactone hydrolase family protein. The record is from RefSeq and is a predicted model, not a curated record. The transcript has 2 exons. Gene Ontology annotation, molecular function: hydrolase activity. Lineage: Eukaryota; Fungi; Ascomycota; Eurotiomycetes; Eurotiales; Aspergillaceae. The coding region runs from base 1 to 741 and encodes 246 amino acids.